CCAGUGACUAUCGUAAAUCCUGUUGGUCGCAGUUCACGUGCAUGUGUGUAUACGGUGUCUGAGAGAGCAACAGGUGAGCAUGGCGUUAAGCACUGUAUUAAGUUGUUAUAUAGGCCUACUGUACAGCUUAAGGUGGGUGUCAUUAGCGUCUAAAUGGAGAAGCCUACUUUUCAAGGGGCUUUGAAAAUUAAUUCAUUUUUAGGAUUCUUAUCAACAUGCAUUGUCGAAAGUCCAGAUUGUUGCGUCUUUUUACAUUAAUUGGGAUUGCUGUACUGUUUACUAUUAUACUGGUGUAUCUUACUCACCACGUUGACCACACGGGUAUUACUCAGAGACGCAUUGGCCUUACGGUUUUUCAAAGCACCAACAAAACAGAAGAUCACUUGAAUUUCGGAGAAAACAGACUGUGGAUACACACAAGACCUUACCAAUACUUAAUGAAUAUUGAAAAGGUGUGCGCAAAAUCUAACGUAAGAGAUUUGUUUUUGAUAGUUUUGGUCCUUUCGAGGCCCGAUGGAUUUAAAAGACGUCACCUAGUCAGAACUACAUGGGGGAGUCCUAAAACCGUUAAUGGAACAGAAAUCAGAACAGUUUACAUUCUUGGGGGGAGCAAUAACACAAACACCCAACAGAAACUACAAGAAGAGCAGGCACAGUAUGGUGACCUGGUACAAAUUGAUUUCCGCGACUCUUACGAUAACUUGACAGUGAAAACUGUGAUGGGACUGAGGUGGGCGUCGACAUUUUGUCCCAGAGCCAAAUUUGUGAUGAAAACAGACGACGACAUGUUUGUGAAUUACAUGCUUUUAGUCCAGUAUCUGAAGGAUCUCACACCACAGGACCAAGAACUGCUUUAUGCAGGUAGUAUAAAUGGCAACCUCCAUCCAGUUCGGGUAGCAGAAUAUGUUUCGGAGAAGAAAUGGGUAGUUCCAGUAGAGGAGUACCCGGAUGAGGACUACCCGCCAUACUGUUCGGGGGGAGCCUACGUGUUGUCCGGUAGAGCAGCGAAAUCCAUCUAUGAAACCUCAAAAACAACGCCGUUUUUCAGAAUGGAAGACGUCUUUGUCGGUAUAUGUGCAAACAAAACGAGGAUAUAUCCAACCGACUACAUCGGGUUCAGUUCCAGCUGGUUCGCUUAUAGCGACUGCAGGUUUCGUUUUCUCAUUACUGCCCAUGAUAGUUCUGUCAAAAAUUUCAUCAAAAAUGUUUGGAAAAGAGUUAACAGCGAACGUAAACCUAAAAAAUGCCCAACAAAGGAAUUAUUGAUAGAAUGGUACGACUACGACGAUGACUAUAUCUUAUACAAUGUCAGACAAUGGGAAAAUGCCUCCUAUUAUUACGAUUACACAUUGUAGAAAAUGUUUGUCUCAUGUUUUCAGUUUGUCCUCUUAUGUGGUACUAGAUAUAUUUAUAAAUUAUAAAUUGUAUUGCAUUGUAUAAAACACAAGGUGGAUUGACAUCGUUCCAAUCCAAAGUAUUAAAGAAGGUGUCCUUCUUUUGUCUUUCAAACAUGUAUUUGUAUCGGGUUGUUAAAGAAUAAAACAAUUUUUUUAAAAUCAUGAACACUGCUAGAUGCGGAAUGUUUUGGAAGCAACCCCUCCUGUAAGCCUGUAAAGGGAAGUAUUAUAAGAUAAACGAGACUGUGAAAGGUACAGGUGUCUUUGGGGCGUGGGAGAAGAUUACGGUCACAUACCUGUAGGCGGGGCCACGGAGGAAGUGGGGGCCUUAUAGCCUACGUGAUGCGUUUGAAAAUGUUAGUCGAAAAAUACUGCAAAGCUACUUAGGUAUUUUUCCUUAUCAUUCAGACGAACUUAUAAAUGGUAAAACCUCUCAAAUAAAAAUACCUAAUGUCUAAAAAAUUGGCGGUCUUAAUGUACGGUCACAGAACUAGCUUAUUUCAUUUGAAAUGGUAUUUAAAAAAAGGCAAAUCAAAGUACAUCGACGGACCGAGCAAUGGUUCUUGAUUAGGAUAUUUUUUUCUCGAGCGAAGUUAAAAAUAGCACGAGAUUCUGGGGUAGAAUAGGCCGUCUUUUAAACUUGAAAAAAGACUCGCUCUCCAUAUUUGUUAUUCUCUCUCACUCUAUUGUCCAGCCAAUCUACCAGUUUUACAAAGAAAAUAUUUAAAAACAGUUUUCUUUGCACUGAAAUAAAAAUACACGCUUGAAGAAAAGUAAUUAGGUACAUUGAAUACCACGCGUCAUUAUAUUAAAUUAAUUUGUUCAGAUGAAUUAUAAAUAAGUAUAGUAAAAACGGUUAAACGGUUCUGUAUAAAAGAAGAAAAAAAUGAAA
Lingula anatina is the source of this 2289-nucleotide messenger RNA. RefSeq names its product beta-1,3-galactosyltransferase 5-like. Gene Ontology annotation, cellular component: Golgi membrane. Gene Ontology annotation, molecular function: hexosyltransferase activity. The record is from RefSeq and is a predicted model, not a curated record. Lineage: Eukaryota; Metazoa; Brachiopoda; Lingulata; Lingulida; Lingulidae. Gene Ontology annotation, biological process: protein O-linked glycosylation.